GCCUCACAGCCAUUACCCGAAUAGCUUGUGAGCUUUUGCUCCUGCGCCGACUCCGCGCCCUUGCGACGCCUCCUUCAGAGAGAUUCCGCUUCUACAUUCAGUAGAUUUAAACCCACGCACUUUUCCUACGCGUUGCGAUCCGGCGCCAUCCUCCCCCCGCAACGAAGUGAAGAGCAGGGUUGCUCGUCACGGACUCAAUCGAAGGAGCAAGUGUUCACAACAACGGAUAACUAAGGAACAAGUGGAGCCAUAAUACCCGGCCGCGACGCAAUGCGCGGCAGAAGUCAAACCUCAUGAGCUCAGAUUCGGGCGGGAGCCUCACUGACGCCCCCAAUGAUGACAACGAUACCCCGAGCAUUGGGCUGGUUGCAGCUGACUCUUGUCUUGAGCCGCAGGAUGGAUCAGGGACGACGGAUACACAAAGUAUAGGCUAUGCUGGCUCGGUCGACGAAGAACAGCGCAAUUCCACCGCGCUUAUUGAUACCGGCAAUGAACUCACCUUCGCCAGACACAAACAUGGUCACACAAACACUGUUGAAGGGGGACUGGACUCGGAUCUUCCCAUCGGAUUUCCUGCACUAGGUGCAACUACUCCAGACUCCCUCUCCGCACUUGACGACACUCCGUCAAUACAGGGGUCUAGAGUCUCCUCCCCUGGAAGCAGCGUCCCGGCAUCAUACACUUCCCUGCGUCCCCAUAGGCCUACUUCCCUCCAGCCUUUCGAAAGGCGUUUCUCUGCUCGGCAGUCUCCCUCGCCGUUAAGCACACCACGCGCGUCCACACCUGCGUUCUUGUCUCCAAAAUCGCGUCAGUCUUCUAUAUCAAGUAAUCGACUUUUUCAACUUCAACAAGACGAAGCCGAUACGCCGCAGGCGCCUUGGGAGGUUGUUCGAUGGACAAAACUGAAGAAAAUAACGGGACAGGUAUUUUCCGAGGCAGGCAAGCGAAACUUCGGCCGACCAACAUGUCUGUCAGUGGCGGCGUCACUUGUCGUAGGAACCUCGAAAGGAUUCAUCCUCGUGUUCGAUUAUCAACAAGUCCUGAAAUCUAUCAUUGGCCCUGGGACCAAGGCUAUAGAAUGCGGCCCAGUGACUGCUCUAGCUAUCUCAGCCGAUCAUACAACCGUCGCGGGCGGGCAUGCGACUGGACAUAUAUUCACCUGGGAGCUCUCAAGACCGGCAAAACCCUUCCUUCACAUACCCCCGCUGGACCGAGCGACUUUGGAUGAUAGGCGCUCCGAUGGGCACGUCUCAGGUGUCGCUAUUUUGCAUGUUGGAUUCCUUGGUACUCGACAUACUGCUCUUGUGUCGGCCGAUGAUGGUGGGAUGGCUUUCUCUCACCUUGCGACUAGAGGGUUAGGAGCGAUUGCACGGACCGUGAAGAUAACUCGGAUAUUGGGUAGAUAUCCCUUGGUCAUCAAGUCAUCAGAGCGACCGCGCAAGCCAAGCUCUGUGCUUGCCUUCGCACCACUCCCGCUUGGCAACGUCGAGCAACCGACAGACGACAUGGGACUUACGGCACUUCUUACUCCCUAUCUCUUGGUCAUCGUAUCCACUACACCUGUGGCACAGACUCAGCACAAGGCGCUGAGGCCGAAGGAAAUUGCACCACACAGCACGCUGAGUGGGUGCCUUGCUUGGUUUCCAGCAGUCAAACUGAAGCAUUCCACGAAUGACCUGGCGAUGCAAAUCUCAAAAACGAAGUUGGUGUAUUGCUGGUCCAACGUUCUUACAAUUUUGGAUGUGACUUGUAUCACGCCACCCCCGAACGAAAAGCCAAAGCCCACUGAGCUGCAUUUCAAUCCCCGCAGUAGGUGGAAAUGCGAAGAAGCUAUUGUAGCAGUGCAAUGGCUUAGCAGAUCCGUACUUGGAGUCCUCACGAUCAGCCAGCGUUUAGUGAUUUUAGAAGAUACCCCCGAUGCUUUGCGAGUGACCGACAGUUUUGACCUACUACAGAAACACAUCUAUCACGCGGACCUUUUCUCGCGGCAACUACGACUUGUAGUGGAACAACUUGACGAGGAAGAUACGUCGAUGCAUGGCGUCGUCGCGGACGCCUUCUAUAUGAGCUUCCGUGCCUACAAAGGUCGACUGUUCCUGCUCGGCGUCAAUGACAUUUCAAUCGGCACCUUGUCCAAUUGGGCAGACCGCUUACUUGCGUUGAUGGAUGAGGGUGACUUCAUCGCUGCCAUAAACCUUGCGACUUCGUACUUUGUCGGGGACACGAAUAAACUAACGGUCGGGCUGCCUGCCGAUGACAAGGCAAGACAUGGUCUGGUCCAGGAAAAACUCAUUGACAUGAUUUCAGCAUCACUCAAGUAUACGUUCGCUCAGGACCAUCCAGCAGAGGAACAGCAGUUGCCCGAGCUCGCAGAGGUCUGCUUUCGCGCAUGCAUCAAGAUGAAAGAGUUGGAAUUCCUUUUCGAAGAUGUCUACGAAGCUUUCAAGCAAGGUUCAGCGGAAAAGGUCUUUUUUGAGACCCUUGAGCGGUACAUACUCGAUGAGGAGAUUACUGCCGUGCCCCCAUAUGCGCUGAAGGAACUUAUUACAUUUUACGCUUCGUCCGGUCGCGCAAGUACGCUGGAGGAGAUGAUAUGUUCUCUCAGCACCGACACAAUGGAUAUCAACCAAGUCACCACCCUUUGCCAGCAAUACAACCUGUAUGACGCCCUGGUAUAUGUCUGGACACGCGCCAUUGGGGACUUCAUCACACCAUUCAUCGCCUUGCUCUCUCUGAUAGGCGAGGUUGGUAAGGAGGCUCCCAAUGGCGACAAGCAGGGCAUCCACCUAGACUCAGCUAUGAAGAUAUUUCCAUACAUGGCUUACACAUUCACUGGCAGGGUUUACCCUGGUGGCGAUUUCAUGGACGAUGAUCAGGCUUAUCGGGCCAAGAAAGACAUGUAUAGCUUUCUGUUCUCAGGAGAGAACAUCCCGUGGCCACCCGGUUCUAACAAUGUUGUCCUCACGCGGGGUGACAAAAGCAAUGAACCGUCAUUCCCUUACCUUCACUUGGCCCUUGAAUUCGAUACCUCCAGCUUCAUGAGUAUGCUUAACGAAGCAUUUGAAGAUAGCUUCCUCAACCAGGACCAAGAAAGCGGAGCCCUACAUCAACUUAAUGGCCUACGUGGUGGCGCUGCUUUCACGCCCACACGCCAGUUUAUAAUCAACAUCCUUCUCGGCAUUAUGACCGAGGACAACUUCGACCCUGAGGAUAUCAUCUACUUUUACAUGUUCGUUGCCCGGAAUCUUCCGAAAUACCCCCAGCACAUACUGCUACCGGGCACUUCGCUGCAUAAAGUUCUAGUUGGACUUUGCCACUACCCAAUCGACGCAGUGAAGGACGAUUGUCAGCUGUCUGUGGAAUACCUGCUCUCUGUCUACCAUCCUCCGGAUCUACUAAGUUUGGUUGCUUUGUUUGAAGACGCCGGAUACCAUCGUGUUCUGAAGGCCGUCUACAAGGCUUCGCAACAGUAUCCGAAGCUCAUCGAGACGUAUCUGAAUGACACUGAAAGUGGUGAGGAGGUUUUUGACUGCAUUGCAGAUUGCUUGCGACCGGCGCGGGACAUGCCGAAAAAGCAAAUCAAGGAGAUCAAAGCGAUACUCGUCAAUCGAGCUUCUGAUUUAGCCGCUAUAGAUGCGGCAAGAGCUGCGUUGACUCUUAAUCGAUACGCGCCCGACAUGCUGCUGCCGGUCCUGGAUGCUUUGGAAAAUGACCCUGGGCUCCAGUAUCGGUACCUGAAUUCUUUGAUCGAGCCGGAGGCGUCGCCAACGGGAGAGCGGCCUCUUCCACCUGAAGACCUUCCCUCUGGGUUCAAUGAGCGCUACGUGCAGCUUAUGUGCAGAUAUAACAGCGCGCAUGUUGCCGACUUUGUCAGUCUACUGAAUUCAGGUGAUCUCAAACUCGGUCCCGUACUGCCUGCAUUAGAACAGAGUGGGAUAGUCGAUGCCGCCGUCGUGCUGAUGGCCCGUGAUGGUCUUGUCAAGGACGCAAUGGAUCGGCUGGUGAGACACCUUAGCACGCUACAGACCGCUCUCACAGGACUUGUGGGCGCUGCAGCAGAAACGCCGGAUGCUGCGAAUACGGAAGAGACCGUAGAAGACCUUCUCAAUGAUAUUCAGAAGUAUGUGAAGGUCGGCAUAUGGCUCUGUCAAGGGCAGACAAAGUCCAUGGAUCGCUCUGCAGAAUCAUAUCUUGAUAGUCGCAAGUCAGCCUAUGGUGAGGUGCAAGAGGAGGAUCUCGCCCUUGACGAGCUUCUAUGGCUGGACCUGGUAGACAAGGUUGUCACAUUAGCCAAAGAAGCGUCUUCCUCAAUCUCUGGACUACACACCAUUCUCAUAUCCUCCUCGACUCCACACUCCAGACCAAUCGACACGAACAAAAUCACAGCCACGUUGCGCUCAUCAGUUCAACAUACCUUCUCCGCUCUCCUCGCCUCCACCAGCAUCCCACCUCAGAAAGCCGCCACCACUUUGCCCGCAAACAACGACCGUCCUACCCCCCACCGGCGGAAAUCACAACCCCAGACCAACCCCUCCUUCCUCCGCGUUCUACGUACAUUUCUUACGCGCGCAACAAACUCGUCCCCUUCGCUCAGCGACCUCCGCGCCGUACUGCAGGAAAUCUUCGCAGCUUACACGUUUGAAGAAACGAUCCUCUCGCUCGCGAACCGCUUCCUCGAUAAAGAAGGUUUUGAAGGCGUUAGGGAGCUUACGGAGUUGCGCCAACGCGGCUGGAGACCUAGAGGCCAGGUCUGCGAGGGAUGUAGGAGGAGAGCUUGGGGACCUGGCGCAGGGAGUGUCAUAUGGGAAAGCUGGGAGAAGAGCGAGAGGGAGAGGCUGAGGCGAAGGUUGGAGGAGGCGUGUGGUGGGAAGGGGAAGGGGAAAGGGAAGGGCAGGAGUGCCGUGGACGAGGAUGGAGAUGAGGGAGCCGAGGAAGGUUCGGUGGACGCCGUGGCGAAGAGUCCGCUGGUGGUGUUUGCCUGCAGGCAUCUUUGGCAUAAGGAGUGUUUGGAGAAGGCCAUCGAGGGAGAGGGAGAUGGUGAUCAUCGGGACGGGGGUGGGAGGCUUAAGUGUCCUCUUUGUUGUGCAUAGCUGUUUGGUAUGUAUGUGUAUGUCAUGAUGAGGAGGGCGGCUGUUUUCACAGAAGGGGAGUAAUCGAAGCUUUUUCUCAUUUCGAUCGUAUUGAGCACGAGACCAUGGCGGCCAUUGUAACAGUGACG
Molecule: messenger RNA, 5218 nt
Organism: Westerdykella ornata
Lineage: Eukaryota; Fungi; Ascomycota; Dothideomycetes; Pleosporales; Sporormiaceae
Exons: 3
Coding region: 294-5090 (1598 amino acids)
Biological process (GO): protein targeting to vacuole; endosomal vesicle fusion
Cellular component (GO): late endosome; HOPS complex
Molecular function (GO): protein binding
Source: RefSeq, a predicted model, not a curated record